Molecule: messenger RNA, 2045 nt
Organism: Scatophagus argus
Lineage: Eukaryota; Metazoa; Chordata; Actinopteri; Scatophagidae
Gene: fam107b
Product: family with sequence similarity 107 member B
Exons: 4
Coding region: 144-635 (163 amino acids)
Source: RefSeq, a predicted model, not a curated record
UUGAAAUCCAACCAGCUCAGUAGCAGUCAGCUGUGCAGACGAAAGCUCUUCUCCCGCGUGGAGCUCGAUAACAUACUGAUUAACAGGACAGUAAGAUUUUUAAGAGCUUUUCCUGGAAAACACACUGAAUUAAAGUAGCCGAGAUGACGACAAUGUUCAGAUACCCCGUCUUUCCUCAUCUGCAGGAUCCGUGUGACCCUGGUCUGUCGCUGUCACCGGGGAGGAGUGUCAUGGCGGAGCCCGACUAUUUGGAGGGAGAUUGUGAUGAGCUCAUCAAACCCAAAAAGCUUAUCAACCCAGUCAAGAACUCUCGCAAUCACCAGGACCUGCACCGAGAGCUACUCAUGAACCAGAAGAGGGGUCUGGCUCCUCAGAACAAACCUGAGCUCCAGAAGGUUCUGGAGAAGAGAAAGAGGGAGCAAGUUCUCAAGGCUCAGAAGGAAGAGCAGGAGGCCCACAAGAAGAGGAGCGACCUGGAGAUAGAGCUCAUGAAAAGACAACAGAAACUGGAGCAGCUGGAGCUGGAGCAACAGAAAAUUGAGGAGGAGCAAGAGAACACCCCCGAGUUUGUGAAGAUGAAGAGCAACCUGCGCAGGACCAAGCAAGAGACCGAUGGCGAGGAGCGAACCACCUAAAACCCAGCAGGGGUGUCUGGGUCUGGCUGAUUGUGCGCGUGUUUGUGGGCACAGAGACGUCAGGAGUGUAUGCGCGAAAGAGAGAGUGUGUGGUGGUGACCUGGCCGUGGUCCGAGAUGAACUUCCUGGCUUUCCCAACCUAGCUGUUCCUUCCUGCAGUGAGGAGAGAGACUUUACAGACUAAAGACAACCCCUCUGUCUGCCUGCCACGGACUGCCAGUACUCACCUCUGCUCCUCACACACAUCCAGCCGCACACAGCACCCCCCGCAGGAGGGACCUAACACAGACAUGUUACACGCCUUUCAACGAGGGCAAGCAAGCUUCCAAUGAGCUCUGAUGGAGAAACAACCAAACACACACACACACACGCACACACACACACACUUCAUCCCCUCUGUUUUCACUCCUCUCUCCACAGCAAGCUGUCGUUUCUCUUUACUGUUAUCAAUGUUGUUAUCGUUUUGGGGUUUCUUGUUUUUUUGUUCUUUUCUUCAGAAACAAAAAAGGAAAAGUGGACACUGGAUGGACUCUUGAAGCUGUGUAAUGUAAAAGCCAAACAAAAUGUGCAUUUGUUAUUUAUGUUCGUAGCUUUUAGCCCAGAUAUAUGGGAGGACACUUUUAGUCGUUCUGUAUUUUAGUUUGUUUUACAGCAUAGUUUAAUGAAGCCAGAACAGGACAAAGGGAGUGUAUGAUCGUGUGAAACACUCAAGUUUGCUUAAUUAUUUUUUUUAUUAUAAACAUGCCAUUUCCUCAGCUAAUGCAAUUUUGAGCAAUAGUAGAACUCCCAGGCAUGAGAGUGACCUUUUCUUUAUAUACUCUGUUGUUUUGUAUGAAUAAAACUGUUACUUAAUAAAUAAUUUAAGUUUUUGUUAGGUUGGUCCAAACGAAAAAUCCCUAGGCUCUGUCUGAUCAGUCUUUGUGUGCUUUUAUGAUCAAAGGACUUGGCAGAAAGUGAACACCGGAUGGCCACCUGUCAUAAAAAGAUAAAAUUCAUUGGUAGUUCAUGGCUCCUGAUACAACUCUGAUAAGCGUCCUGGAACUUCAUCAAUGCAGUAUUUUUUUCCUUUAGUUACAAUGGAGCCAUAGAUGUGCAGGCAGAUCAUUUAAAUCGGGAAAUCUGAAUUAAAGUGGCCAUCUGCAAAACAACCAGCAUAUGUUGCCAUCACCAUACACAAAAUUCCAAAAUGGUUGCUUAAUGUGAGAAACUGUGAUAACUCUGGAUCUUAAUGUGUACAUGUAGUGAUUAAAUACCACUAAAUAAUAUUAUUGAUAUAAAAUUCUUGUUUAUGGGUCUCCAAGAGAUGAUAGCUGUUAUUCCCAUGAAAAGAAGCAAAUUUCUUACAACGUAACCCUGUGUUUUUCUCCAGAAUCUUAUUUUAAAUAAACGUAAUUCUAACACGUACCAUCA